ACUGCCAAGUUGAAGACCCCAUCGUUGAUGGGCUUCAAUGCAAAAGGAGUGACGACAGUGAAAGCGGACUGACUCCUACGAUAUUAACCUUAUUCCUUACAAAGCACGAAUGACAGGAUCUUUGAGAUUUGAGAAAGAACUCCAAAACAUGUCAUGUCAUCGAUUGUCGUCAAAGAAAGAAUUCAAUCAGCAAUGCUACCGUACCGUACAGGUUGCCAGUAGACUACUAGACAGCAGUCUUAUUCUCAGAAGAAGGCAGAAGAUCAGGGUCCAGCUAUCAACAACCGAAGCUUAUAAUUUGGAUCAGUCAGCUAGCUUAGUCGUCUCUAAGAAAGAAAAUGAUUCGGUAUCCUGCCACCAAGGCUCUGCAGCAACAUGCUGCCAGACAGCGCAUCCCAUGGCGACGAUCAGUCUUUUCCGCUUCUUCGUCGGCAGCCCAUCUUCCUCCACCUCUUCUGGAUUGUGACUUGGACACCAAAAGUCCUUCCUUUCAGGAAGCCAUGGAACGAACCCAUCUCCAAGUCAAAGAACUCAACAGUUGUCUCGAAACUGUGCGUCAAGGAGGUGGACCCAAUGCUGUCGAACGCCAUUUACAACGAAACAAAUUUUUGCCUCGAGAUCGCAUUCAACGACUGGUAGAUCCUGGGACACCCUUGCUGGAAUUGUCACCAUUGGCAGGAUGGGAUGCAAAAGCCAUGCAAACAGACGAACCUAUUCCCAGUGGAGGUAUCGUCACAGCCAUUGGUAUGGUCGCGGGGAAAAUGGCCAUGAUUAUUGCCAAUGAUGCUACUGUCAAGGGGGGUACCUAUUUCCCAAUUACAGUCAAGAAACACUUGAGGGCACAAGAAAUUGCAUUGGAAAACAAACUCCCAUGCAUUUAUCUCGUCGAUAGUGGUGGAGCCUAUUUGCCCAAACAAGCGGAUGUAUUUCCGGACAGGGACCAUUUUGGACGAAUUUUCUUCAAUCAAGCUACCAUGUCCAGUCGCAAUAUUCCACAAAUUGCCGUCGUCUGUGGUUCCUGUACAGCUGGAGGAGCAUACGUCCCCUCCAUGAGUGACGAGACGGUGAUUGUCGAAAAGAAUGGAACCAUCUUUCUGGGAGGACCUCCUUUGGUCAAGGCGGCCACGGGCGAAACCGUCUCGGCCGAAGAUUUGGGGGGAGCACAUGUUCAUACAGGAACAUCUGGUGUCGCAGAUCAUCGAGCUGCCAAUGAAAAAGAAGCAAUGAGGAUUACUCGAGAUAUCAUGGCCAGUUUGGGCACCGGUACUGCCGACAACGCCUCUGCAAUCGCCACCGAGGGAUGGGAGGAACCACGCUUUGACCCAAAAGAAUUGGGUGGUGUCCUACCCAUCGAUCCGAAACAGCCCGUAGACGUCAGAUUGGUGUUGGCCCGUAUUUUGGAUGGAUCUCGAUUCCACGAAUUCAAAUCUAACUUUGGAACAACGCUCGUUACGGGCUUUGGAAAAAUCAUGGGACAGGAUGUAGGAAUCAUUGCCAACAAUGGGAUUCUGUUUUCCGAGAGUGCUCAAAAGGGAGCCCAAUUCGUCCAACUCUGCUGUCAACGAGGCAUUCCCAUCUUGUUUCUGCAAAACAUCACCGGCUUUAUGGUGGGACAAAAAUACGAACAUGAAGGGAUUGCCAAGCACGGAGCCAAGCUUGUCACAGCCGUUUCAACAGCAAAAGUUCCAAAGCUCACUCUUAUACUGGGAGGUAGUUUUGGAGCGGGAAACUAUGGAAUGUGCGGCCGAGCCUUUGGUCCCCGAUUUCUCUACAUGUGGCCCGGAGCUCGCAUUUCCGUUAUGGGUGGAGAACAAGCAGCCAAUGUCUUGUCCACCGUGCAACGCGACAACAUUGAAGCCCGCGGCGGAACCUGGUCCGAGGAAGAAGAGGCUGACUUUCAACGUCCCAUUCUAGAAAAGUACGAAAGUGAGGGAUCGGCCUACUACUCUACGUCCAAACUCUGGGACGACGGAAUCAUCGACCCUGCUGACACAAGGAUGGUUCUGGGAUGCUCUCUUGCCGUUGCUCGACGAGCUGGUUGCGAACCUAACGAAACCAAGUUUGGAGUCUUUCGAAUGUAGAAAGAAAAGACACAAGCUAGCUAGACAGACACACUAAGAAUAGAAACUGGUAUAUGUAUUGU
Molecule: messenger RNA, 2143 nt
Organism: Seminavis robusta
Lineage: Eukaryota; Bacillariophyta; Bacillariophyceae; Naviculales; Naviculaceae
Source: the annotation of a GenBank genome assembly